CAAUGGCACCGGUAAAAGAAGAAGAUAGCAAUAACCACCCAAAUAAGAUUGAACUCACCGAAUCCACUGCAUACGAUAAACUAGGCUAUAGCUUUUCAUUCUGGAAAAAAUGGCUUAUCCUAUCUGUGUGCUUCUGUAUCCAAAUCUCGAUGAACCUCAACGCGAGUCUUUAUGCCAACGGUGUGGCAGCGAUAUCUGAAAAACACAAUGUCAGUGAACAAGUAGCGCGCAUCCCACAGCUGACAUUCCUCUGCGCGUAUGCCUUUGGCUGCGAGCUAUGGGCACCCUGGAGCGAGGAACUAGGCCGAUGGCCAACCCAGCAGCUGAGCCUGUUUCUGGUGAAUAUCUGGCAGCUGCCGUGUGCGUUGGCGCCGAAUUUCGCCACGUAUGUCAUCUGUCGGUUGUUGGGGGGAUUAUCGACGUCUGGGGGAUCAGUUACUCUCGGAGUCAUUGCUGAUAUGUGGGAAGCUGAAGAUCAAGAAUACGCGGUCGCAUUUCUGGUUCUAUCUUCUGUUGGAGGGUCGGUCGUUGGUGCUGUUGUGGGUGGGUUUGUCGAAGACCGACAUCCUCUGCCGUGGAUAUUCUGGGUCCAGUUACUCGCCGGCGGAGUGGUGCAGGUCAUGCAUCUAUUCCUAGUCACAGAGACACGAUCGACGAUCAUCUUGGAUAGAGAAGCGAAGAAAAGACGGAAGAAUGGGGAAAUGAACAUCUACGGUCCGCACGAGAUGCAUGGCUUUGAAUUAUCAGCUCGCGAUAUCUUUAUCGUCUGGAGUCGACCGUUUCAUAUGCUCUUCACGGAGCCAAUUGUGCUGUGGCUGUCGUUGUUGAGUGGGUUCAGCGAUUCGCUCAUCUUCACUUUUUUGCAGGGGUUUACGCCGAUAUAUAAACAGUGGGGGUUUGGGACGAUUCAGAUUAGUCUGGCUUUUAUUCCACUACUUAUCGGAUAUUUCAUGGCGUAUAUAUCAUUUCUACCGUCAAUUCACAUGUUUCGCAAGAGACGACGCAAGAAUGGACCUGAUUCUGUUCUGCCUGAAGCGAGGUUAUGGUGGCUUCUCUACGUGAUACUCUGCCUCCCAAUCGGCCUUUUCGGCUUCGCAUGGACAAGUCUCGGUCCACCUCAAGUUCACUGGAUCGCCCCAAUGAUCUUCACCACCAUCAUCGGAAUCGCCAACUACUCAAUCUACCAAUCCUCAAUCGACUACACCGUAGCCGCAUACGGGGCGUACGCUGCCUCCGCAACAGGCGGCAACGAUUUCGCCCGCGACUUUCUCGCCGGCAUCGCAGCGAUGUAUUCAACGCCGAUGUUUGAGAAUAUCGGACACAAAUACUCAUAUGAGUAUGCAUCGACGAUUCUUGCAUGUGUUUCUGUCGUGGUUACCGUGCCGAUUUACUUCUUUUAUAAACAUGGGCCUGCGAUACGGGCGAGGUCGCCGUUUGCGAAGAGGAUUGAGGAGGAGAGGCAGGCAACUAGACGGAGGAGGGAGAGUCUAGUUGAGAGCGAGAGGGAAGAGAAGAGAGGGGAAGAUCAUUUGGAGGUUGCUUAAUGUUUAUUUGUAUUUUGAUAUAUUUCUCGGUUAUCCUUCAAAUUAUUCGCUAUAUCGUGAGAAAGCCACCCAGUAGGACACAGUGCUAUAGUUUUAUUCUAUCGGGAGGAACCAAAAUAGAAUAAAAAAAAAAUGAACCCAACCCGAUUUGAACGG
Molecule: messenger RNA, 1700 nt
Organism: Aspergillus wentii DTO 134E9
Lineage: Eukaryota; Fungi; Ascomycota; Eurotiomycetes; Eurotiales; Aspergillaceae
Exons: 4
Biological process (GO): transmembrane transport
Molecular function (GO): transmembrane transporter activity
Source: RefSeq, a predicted model, not a curated record